Messenger RNA from Zasmidium cellare ATCC 36951, 474 nucleotides. RefSeq lists its product as uncharacterized. Gene Ontology annotation, molecular function: translation initiation factor binding; nucleotide binding. Bases 1 to 474 code for a protein of 157 amino acids. The record is from RefSeq and is a predicted model, not a curated record. Lineage: Eukaryota; Fungi; Ascomycota; Dothideomycetes; Mycosphaerellales; Mycosphaerellaceae. Gene Ontology annotation, biological process: positive regulation of translational initiation; nuclear-transcribed mRNA catabolic process, deadenylation-dependent decay; mRNA export from nucleus in response to heat stress. Gene Ontology annotation, cellular component: RNA polymerase II, core complex; P-body. The transcript has 2 exons.
AUGGCCGGCCCCCAAAACCCCUCCGCGCCCGCAACAAAAACCCUCCCUGCACCCACCUCGCGCCGCCGCCCACCGCCCCAAGGCGAAGAAGAAGCCACCAACCGCCUCAAGCUCGGCGACAUGACCGGCGAACAAGCCCUCUCCCCGGCCGAAGUCACCCUGAUGCUGGACCAGCUCGAGAAAGCGCGCGGCAACCCCAACCACACCGAGAUCUACUACAAGACGCGGGACUACUGCCGCGAGUUUGCGCGCUUCAAGGACUCGAACACCAUCCAGCAGGUCAACCAGAUCAGCACGGAGCUGACGGAGAGGGAUUUGGGCAUUACGCAGUAUGAGCGCGCACAACUAGCGACUCUCUGCUGCGAUACCUCAGAAGAAGCCCGCACUCUCAUCCCCUCGCUCGAAGGCAAGAUUGGCGAUGAAGAACUCGAAGAGGUCCUGAAGCACAUAUCCGCGCUGCGCGAUUUCCAAUAG